UUAACAUUACGGGGUUUUCCUUGCAAGCGUAAAAGCUCGAGUUACUUUAAAGUUUUGGAAAGGCCUAUUAUAUUUAUUUUACAUAUUAUUAUUAGAAAAAAGUCCUUUUGAGAUCUUUGUAAACUCUAACUGCUUCCACGUUUUAUGCCGCCAUACAUUCAUUCUGCAUGAUUUGAACUAAUUUACACCUUUUUGGAAAGUGCUGAUCGAUCGAUUUCCAUUGUCAUUGCGGAGACAGAAGCAUAUACAAAACCCCGAUUCGCCAUACCCUACAAGCUCCCGUUUCAAAUGGUCGGAAAACCGUCCCAUUUCCGCGGACGGUGGCUCGAUCCCAUUACAGACACACACACACCUUUCCCGGUUGUUUUGCACCACCACGGGCAUGGGUCGGUGAGUUUUUUCCCAAUUAGAAAGAAAGUGUGAAAUUACAAUAAAAUUAAUGCACAAAGACAUUUGGUGAGCGGAAACGGGCGAAGAAAAAGGAAUGAGGAACGCACGCGCACGUGCGCGAACGCGGUGGAAAACUGAUCUCUAUAUGCACAGGCGGUUGUGCGUACGGUUUCGGUGUCUGUGUGUGUGUGUGUGUGCGUUAGUGUGUCUGUGUUCCGAUCAACAUUAAUAUUUGUCUUGCUAUCGCUAUUAUUAUUAUUAUUAUUACUAGUGCAGCCACAGCCUUUAUCGUGUAGUUUUCUUGUUGGCUUCGUCGUUUGGUAACCGGGGCCAAACCAAAAUAAAUACCGAUACACCGAGUCCACCGAGGAAAGCAAACUAUACCACAACAACAAAAAAAAGAAACUCAUGCGACGGACAUUUUGGGGGUUUUUAAUGCGUCAUAAUAAUGAUGGUAGAGGUAGAGUAGGCAUUGUUUUGCGCUUUGACACGUCUCGACCCACAUAAAUCAAUCCAAUCCACCUCCACUCCCCCACACCACACGCACGACGACGAAGGCCUACUUUGUCUUUGUUUUUUUGCUGGGCUGGAAUGAGCAAUGAGUGUGCAGGGUGAUUUACUUACGCACACGGGGUACGGUGGAAGGAUAAAAAAUGAACCUCUCUCUACCGUCGUCACCAUCAAGGGUUAAUGAAGAUCAUAACCAACAGCCGUACAACAGUCGCGUGAAAGCGAAGAUGAAGAAAUGCUGUACUGAGUUUCAGCCAAAAACGGUGUACGGUGAUUUAUGUGCUUUCCGGUGCUCGUGUUGCACCCUGGGCACAGGAUACAUAUCUACAGUAAUCUCGUGGAGUCGUCAUCGCUAGGAACAGGAACGACAGUACCAACACUGGACGGUAUCGGAAGUGGUUCGACCCUAGCCUUGGGGACACCAUUCCACUAUCCAUCUGGUCCCCUAUCAGCUCACACGCACCACAGUAGUGGGCCGAGCAGUGGAGUCAACGGUGACCACACUGUAUUCAAUCACUCCACUUCCGCCAGCACGGCAACAGCUGCAAUCGGGGGCAGUACGCUAUCCACCAGUUCGUACCGUGUGGGUGGCAAUUCCUCCAGCGGUUCCAUCGCUUUGCACAACGGGCUUAACUUAAGCUACGGACCACUGUCAAACGGUAGCGCCGGAAGUGCUGGAGCUGGUGCACUUCUGGCAAGUCCUGGAUCACUGACCAGUCGCCUAAACAACAGUGCCGGUAGCAGUAGUAGCGCAAGCAGCAGUGGUGGUAGUGCAACCACCACCAUCACCUCGGGAUCUGGUUCCGGUGGAAGUUCCGCAGGGUCCAGCACCGGUGGGCUGGUGGAUGGAUUGUCCACGCUUGCGACUGGUGGCACCGGCACUAGCAGCAGUGGCAGCACCAACAGCAGCGUAGGCCUGCUGACAACCGGAGGAGGGAAUUCCGCCGAGCUGGGAAUGUCGCACUGGCUUAGUGACGGUACGGUCAAGUCGGAACUGCGCAGCCCCGGACUGGACGCGAAUCUGGCGGCGACGGCCACCAAUCUACCACUCGGUUCCACGACCGCCCACCUUGACGGGACGACCGCCGGUCUGUUCUGUGCUAAUCCCGGCACUACCGCCGCCACGCUGGACGCGCUCCAGAGUCAAACGGCUGCGGCCUCGAACGUGUACGACCACAAGUCGGACUACUACAACUACUACAACAGUAUGCAGCAGUACACACCCGCAUUCUACUCGUCCGCUUACGGUGCGACCGCGUACGGCGCACGAACGGCAUCGACGAAGAUCCCGUCCCCGAACACGUAUCUAGCUUCGCCGUAUGCGGCCGCCGCUGCCGCUAGUAACAACAACUCCGCCCAGCUCUACUCCUCCUACGGGUACAACUCUUCGUUCGGUCAGUUCGGUGCGGGACAGCAGGAUGGGUACAGCUAUUACAACGAUCAGUACAGCCCGUACUAUGCGAACACCGCCAGCUAUUCACCCUACGUCAGUUCACCCGGUUCGAGCGGCAGUCAGGCUGGGUUCCACGUGCCGGCCGGUCUUUCGGCGGACAGUCCGUCCGAGGCGCACGCUACCACACCAAACAUGCUCGCCCAUUCACAUUCGCCACAAUCACCGAUCUCGAUUUCACCUACGGCCGGAAUCGGUGCUGUUCCCGGUGUCGGUGGUUCUGGUAGUAGCAAAACGACACCUACCGGGAAAUCGGGUCGGGCCCGUGGUAGACGUCACGCACAUCCAAGUCCAACGCGCAGCUCUACUAGCGAGCCCGGCAUUAGUGAGAAGGCCCCCGAGCGGAUCUUCGUGUGGGAUCUCGACGAAACGAUCAUCAUCUUCCAUUCGCUGCUAACCGGGUCUUAUGCUGGGCGAUACAAUAAGAACCGCGAUCACCAGGUGCAGCUAGGCUACCGGAUGGAGGAGCUGAUCUUCAACAUGGCCGAUGCGUAUUUCUUCUUCAACGAUCUGGAAGAGUGCGAUCAGAUACAUAUCGACGACGUGGCGUCCGAUGACAACGGGCAGGAUCUCAACAACUACAACUUUGCCGCCGACGGGUUCCACAAUGCCACACCGCAAGCAGGAGCUCCACCUAAUGUUUGUCUACCGAAUGGUGUGCGUGGUGGCGUCGACUGGAUGCGAAAACUCGCAUUUCGCUAUCGGAAAAUCAAGGACACGUACAACACAUACCGGAAUAAUGUUGGUGGUUUGCUAGGACCUCAGAAGCGUGACCACUGGUUGCAGGUACGUUCGGACAUCGAGCUCGAGACGGACAGCUGGCACAGUCUCACGUUGAAGUGUUUGAACAUGAUCGCACAGCGAGAAAACUGUGUCAAUGUGCUCGUUACCACGACGCAGCUUGUACCGGCCCUUGCCAAGAUUUUGCUGUACGGACUCGGGCAGGUAUUCCCGGUAGAGAACGUGUACAGUGCGAACAAAAUCGGCAAGGAACAAUGCUUCGAGCGCAUUGUGACGCGGUUCGGACGAAAAAGCACGUACGUCGUGGUAGGCGAUGGACAGGAUGAGGAGAAUGCGGCCAAAAAUCUUAACUUCCCUUUCUGGCGAAUAUCCAGCCACAGUGACAUCAGAUCAUUGCAUACCGCACUUGAGAUGGGUUUCUUAUGAAAACUUUACCUCCUUCUACACGUGGCCGACUUUACCGAGAUAAUUCUGCCGUAUCAAAACCCCCACUCUUUUGACAGCCAAACACCAAAAAAACCUAAAGACAAGGACGCUGUGCUGUGCGCUGUGUGGAAGUGAAAUAAGCUGCACUUUGAAGGCUUCCGGUUCCUGGAUACUGAUCGCUCAAAGUCGAGGAACAAAAUGUAAUACUGCGCGGGUCGAUGGUGGCAGGGUUCAAAUAGUUACAGGCAGCCAGUAUUUAUUAUUGUUUUAUAGUGCAGAGCUAUGUUAGUCGUAAAUUAUUUUAAUGCGCCCUCCGGUAAUACGUCUCCGUACUCCGAGGAGUGCGCGCGUAACUCGCUCGCGAAUGCAAAUAAAAUGCGCUAAAGCUAAAGUGCAACUAAA
Anopheles moucheti is the source of this 3919-nucleotide messenger RNA. It is a transcript of the gene eya, whose product is annotated as developmental protein eyes absent. The record is from RefSeq and is a predicted model, not a curated record. NCBI's taxonomy places the organism in Eukaryota, Metazoa, Arthropoda, Insecta, Diptera, Culicidae. Gene Ontology annotation, cellular component: nucleus. The coding region runs from base 1178 to 3517 and encodes 779 amino acids. Gene Ontology annotation, biological process: cell differentiation; multicellular organism development; negative regulation of extrinsic apoptotic signaling pathway in absence of ligand. The transcript has 6 exons. Gene Ontology annotation, molecular function: protein tyrosine phosphatase activity.